This is a messenger RNA of Phascolarctos cinereus (koala), 1084 nucleotides long. RefSeq names its product olfactory receptor 51H1-like. Gene Ontology annotation, cellular component: plasma membrane. Gene Ontology annotation, biological process: G protein-coupled receptor signaling pathway. The record is from RefSeq and is a predicted model, not a curated record. NCBI's taxonomy places the organism in Eukaryota, Metazoa, Chordata, Mammalia, Diprotodontia, Phascolarctidae. Gene Ontology annotation, molecular function: G protein-coupled receptor activity; olfactory receptor activity.
CUCUCUUCUCUCCUGCCAUAUUCGAAGUAGCUACCACCUCACCCCCAGCAAGAAGAAUGGCAAGCCUGGGAAUUAAUGAGUUUGCUGCUGAGUAUGUUCCAAGAGCUUCCUCUUUACUGGCCUGCCCAUGUCAGCCAACAAUCGUUCCUUCUUCCAGCACCUCCAUUUUGUCCUGACAGGAAUCCCUGGAUUAGAGAAAGAAUAUUAUUGGAUGGCAUUCCCACUGGGUUUCAUCUAUGUUAUUGCUGUCUUGGGCAAUGGCAUCAUCAUCUCUACCAUCAAAUCUGAAUCAUCCCUGCACAUUCCCAUGUACUACUUUCUGUGCAUGUUGGCACUGGCAGACCUGGGUUUGGCCCUCUGCACUUUGCCUUCCAUGCUAGGAAUCUUCUGGUUUGAUUAUAAAGUCAUUGCCUUUGAUGCUUGCCUGGUUCAGAUGUAUUUCAUUCAUACUCUCUCAGCCAUUGAGUCUGGUGUGCUGGUGGCCAUGGCCUUUGACCGAGUUGUAGCCAUACGGAACCCACUCAGAUAUGGCACCAUCCUUACUGGUGGUGUAGUCUGCAGAAUAGGGGCAGCUAUCCUCACACGGGCUAUCUGUGUGGUGUUUCCUGUGCCCUUUCUCAUUAAGCGGCUCCCCUUCUACCGUUCCAAUGUCCUAUCCCAUUCCUUUUGUCUCCACCAGGAUGUCAUGCGUCUUGCCUGUGCCAACACUCGUGUCAAUAGCCUUUAUGGACUUAUUGCUGUCAUUUUCACUAAAGGCUCAGAUUCACUCUCUAUCCUCCUUUCCUAUGCAUUUAUCCUGCACACAGUAUUGUCCAUUGCAUCUGGAGAGGGUCAGCUAAAAGCACUCAACACUUGUGUUUCCCAUAUCUGUGCUGUGCUCAUCUUCUAUGUGCCACUUAUUGGUGUUUCUGUUAUUCAUCGCUUUGGUAAGCAUCUAUCCCCUCUGACUCAUGCCCUCAUGGCCAAUGCCUACCUCCUUGUUCCCCCCGUACUAAACCCCAUAGUCUAUACUGUGAAGACCAAGGAGAUUCGAAGGAAGAUUAUCCAGAUGUUUACCCGGACAAAGAUCACUGUGCAGGUUUAG